AGCCCAAACUGUGUGACCAACAAACUAAUCCCCCCACGUCCAUACCUGCAUUUCUUGAUCAAUUUCCCUCCCAUGGCAUGCAAGAAACAAUCCAGCUUUUCUAUAUAUCAUAAAUUCACUACACAUCUUUAUAAAGACACCUGCCAGACCACUAAAGUUCUGAGAAUUUGAUCAUGAAAAGUCUGUUUGAAAAGCAACUAUCUCCCGGUACUUCCAACAAUUCAUCAAGUAGUGGGCAAUCUAGAGAUGAUCAAGAGCUGGGCUCUCAUGCAGUACCCAAGAAUGGAGAUCAUGUUCGCAAGAAAAACUCAUGGUUUUGCUGUUCUCCACCUGAUCACAUGGAUCUGAACCCUGCUCGAAUGAUUUUAGCAGAGAUGGUGGGGACUUUCAUUCUGGUUUUCUGUGUAUAUGGGAUUGAAGCAGUUACCCAGCUAAUGAAAGGCGAAGUGGGUCUCUUGGAGUAUGCAGUCACUGGAGGGUUGACAGUAGUAGUGUUGGUUUUCUCCAUUGGGUCCAUCUCCGGAGCACAUGUAAACCCUUCUGUCACCAUAACCUUUGCUACCCUUUGCCAAUUCCCAUGGUCCAAGGUAGUUCCAUACUACAUAUCGGCACAAAUAGUAGGUUCGGUGCUGGCAACGUACGUGGGAAGGUCUAUCUAUGGCAUAAAACCAGAACUUAUCACUACCAAGCCGCUGCAAGGCUGCAGUUCUGCCUUCUGGGUCGAGUUCAUCGCCACAUUCAUCAUCAUGUUCCUAGCUGUAUCUUUGACAAGCCAACCUCAAUCUGUAAGCCACUUGUCUGGUUUCGUCGUUGGAAUAGCCAUUGGACUUGCAGUGCUAAUCACAGGGCCUGUUUCAGGAGGAUCAAUGAAUCCAGCAAGGUCCUUGGGACCUGCAAUUGUUUCGUGGAAAUUUGACGACAUAUGGAUUUAUACAAUCGCCCCAACUCUUGGAGCUGUGGCAGGAGGUCACCUGUUUCAUCUGUUACGUCUCCGGCACCAGCCUUGCACCCCCAAUUCCUCUCCCAACACCAUUCUACUAAGCAACGCCUUCCAGUAGGCUUUGGUGGAACUGAGUGUAGAAGAAGGUAGCAGGAAGAGGAUGCUGCUGCUGCAUUUUUCUAUUAAUUUAUCUGGUGUUUGAGAAUAUUUAGUGUAAAUUUAAUAUGGCUUUUUGCCUCGACUUAUCUAUACUGCUUAUUUUACUAUUUUUGAUAAAAAAAAAAAUUAAAAAUGGAACUUCAACUUU
Vitis vinifera (wine grape) is the source of this 1247-nucleotide messenger RNA. Its product is annotated as probable aquaporin NIP7-1. NCBI's taxonomy places the organism in Eukaryota, Viridiplantae, Streptophyta, Magnoliopsida, Vitales, Vitaceae. Gene Ontology annotation, cellular component: membrane. Bases 174 to 1058 code for a protein of 294 amino acids. Gene Ontology annotation, molecular function: channel activity. The record is from RefSeq and is a predicted model, not a curated record. Gene Ontology annotation, biological process: transmembrane transport. The transcript has 5 exons.